UGGAACUCAACCUACUUGAUGCUUGAGGCGACGUUGCCAUAUGAGCCGGCUAUGAGGUUGUUUCAAACCUUGAAUCCUGAUUUUGCUAGUGACUUGAAGGAAAGGAAGCACAAAAAAAUGUCAAUUGGUGUUCAUACUGAACUCGAUUGGAUUGAAGUGAAGAGGAUGUGUGGUUUUCUCGAACAGUUCUACAAUCUUACUCGUCUAGUCUCCGGCUCCCACUAUGUCACAUCGCAUCAAGUUCUCAUGGAGCUGUGUGACAUGAUUAGUCUCAUAACAGACUUGGAAGAGGAUGAAGACGAUGGUCUUAGAAACAUGGCCAUGAGGAUGAGAUUGAAGAUUGGUAAGUAUUGGCUAGAGGAAACUGAGCUAAAUCCGAAGAUGAACAAAAUCCUUUACAUUGCUGUCAUGUUAGAUCCCAGGCAAAAGAUGAAGCAUGUAGAACAUUGUUUAAAGUUGGUGUAUGGUAGCACACGAGCAAAUGAAUUGCUGGAGGAGUUGAAUAAGCAGAUCUAUGAUUUAUAUGAGGCGUACAAGGCAGAAAUGGCUCCAAUAUUGGGUCAAACACAACCACGAAAAACAACACAAAAUGCCCCAGUAACAAAUAGAUCAGCGAAUCUGCGCUUUCUUGGCAAAGGAAAAAAAUAUUCUCUCGGAGUUAUUAACAACAAUGUUGCAAAUAUGUCUGACCAGAUGGAGCUCACUCGAUACCUCUCAGACAGUCUAUAUGUGAUGACUGAGGAUGAAGUUGACAAUUUUGACAUCCUUGAGUGGUGGAAGAAAUACACAGCGGCCUUUCCUAUUAUGUCGGAGAUGGCAAGAGAUAUCCUAGCUAUUCCUAUAUCUAGUGUUGCCUCUGAAGCGGCAUUUAGCAUGGGAGGUCGUUUUCUUUCGCCAUUUAGAAGCUCUUUGACUCCGAGGGUGGUAGAGGCUUUGUUAUGCGCCGAAGAUUGGUUGAGGUCCAGCAACUGUUUUAUCAAAGAUGAAGAAGGAGACCCAGAAACAGCUAUCGAUAAGCAUUACGAUGAUUUGGUGAAGGAACUACAAAAUCUUGGCAUAGUGUCAACCAAUGAGACGCCUUCAUCUGCCGGAAUUGAAGUGUGAAUGUUGACGAAUGAUGAUUGUGAUUUUUGAAUAUUUGGAGUUUGAAUCUUUGA
Salvia hispanica is the source of this 1157-nucleotide messenger RNA. NCBI's taxonomy places the organism in Eukaryota, Viridiplantae, Streptophyta, Magnoliopsida, Lamiales, Lamiaceae. The record is from RefSeq and is a predicted model, not a curated record.